GGGGAACCUCUGAAAAUGGGGGUUGAGGAGGCUUGAUAUGCUCUCUCCCACCAUGUCUUGAAGCAUAUCAAGAAAACGACCUCAUGCAUAAACAUUGCUCAGGAAGGUCAAAUUGUGGCGAGUUCCCCACACAGUACGUGCUGAUAUACAGGCAUUCCUCACCAACUGCGGAUUUGGGAAAUUGUGAAUGGGAAACUGUGGCAGGUCUCACCAACCACAACCUGAGUAUCCAGUUCGUUCAAGGAGAUAUACUGGAUGACUAUGUAAGGACAGAUGGUGCUUGGAUCUUCAGUGACAAAAAAGAGCUCUAUAGAACUCUUGGUAAAGAAGAAUGUGCUGAGAAAUGUGAUACUGAAACAAAAUUUACUUGCAGGGCUUUUUUAUUUACCAAUAAAGAGCAACUAUGCAUCACGUUGGCCAACAACACCAAAACAAUAUCUGUGUUCCGAAGAGCAGGUGCAAUUCUCUAUGAAAAAAGAAUUUAUCUGCUUGAGUGCAGAAGAGGAGAUGGACGUGACUACAGAGGAACUGAAGCUAAAACACAGAAAGGUGUACCCUGUCAGAAAUGGGCAGCCAGCAGCCCUCAUAAACCCAAUUAUACACCUAGUUUAUACCCUGACAAAGGAUUAGAAGAAAACUACUGCAGGAAUCCUGAUGAUGACCAGAGAGGUCCCUGGUGCUACACGACAGAUCCUGACACCAGAUUUGAUUUUUGCAACAUCCCCGAAUGUGAAGAACAGUGCAUGCACUGCAGCGGAGAAAACUAUGACGGCACUGUUGCUCAAACAGAAUCUGGGCUACAGUGCCAGGCCUGGGCUUCUCAAGAACCUCAUGCUCAUGGAUACAUUCCUUCAAGUUUCCCAGAAAAGAAUCUGAAGAUGAAUUACUGCCGUAAUCCUGAUGGUGAGCCUCGACCUUGGUGUUUCACUGUCAGCCGAACUAAACGCUGGGAAUUUUGUAACAUUUCACGAUGCUCUACACCUCCCCCUGCCCCUAGCCCGGGUCAUCAGUGUCUUGUAAGAGAUGGACAGGAUUAUCGAGGCAACAUUGCUGUCACAGAAUCAGGACUCACGUGUCAAUCCUGGGGUGCUCAAACACCCCAUAAUCAUGCUAGAACUCCAGAGAACUACCCUUGCAAGGCUUUAGAUCGAAACUAUUGUAGAAACCCUGAUGGAGAGACUGCACCUUGGUGCUACACCACUGAUCCUAAUAAACGAUGGGAAUACUGCUCUAUUCCUAAAUGUGUUGAUACAUCAGCCACUACCGAUAUGCCUCCUCUUAUUUCUACGCGAACUCAGUUUGUUGAAGACUGCUAUGAAGGCAAUGGCACAACUUACCGGGGAACAAUGGCAUUUACCGUCUCAGGAAAGAAAUGCCAACCAUGGAGUUCUAUGACACCACAUCGUCACGCAAAGACCCCAUCUGAAUUCCCAAAUGCGGACCUGAGGAGGAACUACUGCAGAAACCCAGACGGAGAUAACGCCCCCUGGUGUUAUACUACUGAUCCCAGUACAAGAUGGGAGUUCUGCCGUCUACAAAAGUGUAAUGAUCAGGUGCAACAGCAACAACCUCAGCCCACCAUGACAUCAAACCUCGACUGUCGGGUUGGGAAUGGCAAAGACUAUCGUGGACAUAUUGCGACGACAGCUAAAGGCAAGACCUGCCAAGCCUGGGCAUCCCAGACACCUCAUGCUCAUACUUAUUUCACACCACAAACUUACCCAAAUUCCGGUCUGGACAGAAAUUAUUGCAGAAAUCCAGAUGGUGAUGUUAAUGGCCCUUGGUGCUAUACUACAGACCCUAGUAAGAAAUGGGACUAUUGUGACAUCCCACAGUGCUCUCCUUCUGAAUUUGAAUGUGGAAAAGCCAAAUAUAAGCCACUCCUAUGCUUUGGAAGGGUUGUUGGUGGGUGUGUUUCAAAUCCUCAUUCUUGGCCCUGGCAGAUUAGCCUCCGAAGGUUCAACAUGCACUUUUGUGGAGGUACUUUGAUAGAUCCACAGUGGGUUGUCACGGCCACUCACUGCUUAGAACGGUCAUCAAAAGCUUCUUCUUACAAAGUGGUCCUUGGAGUGCACACAGAGAGGGCUGCAGAGACAUCUAUGCAAGAACGGGUUGUCAAGGACAUGUUCAAAGAACCAAGUGGGGCAGACAUUGCCUUGCUGAAACUGAGCAGGCCUGUAGAACUCACCAAUGAGGUAAUACCAGCAUGCUUGCCUCCAGCCAAUUCAAUGGUAGCAAACAGAGCAGAAUGUUAUGUCACCGGAUGGGGGGAUACAAAAGGAACUGGAGGCGCAGGCUUUCUUAAAGAGACUGGAUUCCCUGUGAUUGAAAACAAAGUGUGUAACCGCCCUGAACAUCUGAAUGGCAGAGUCAGGAACACAGAACUCUGUGCGGGUAAUAUUGAUGGUGUUUCUGAUAGUUGUCAGGGUGACAGUGGAGGGCCUCUGGUCUGUGAAGAGCAAGGAAAAUACAUCCUUCAAGGUGUAACCUCCUGGGGUCUUGGCUGUGCCCAGCCCAUGAAACCUGGAGUUUAUGUUCGUGUAUCUCAAUAUAUUCCAUGGAUUGAAAGAACAAUGCGUCUUUAUGCAUGAUCCCUUGUUGAGUGCAAUGUCCACAGAGGGCAAAGGGAUUCCAAAUGCAAUGUUAUGAAAUAAUUUACAUGAAUGUAAAAUUAGUAUCUUGUACAUCCUGUAAGCUGCACAACCAGGUUGGCUCGUUUUGUUGUCUCGUUGCAACAUUGUAUUUUACACAAAACACUUAUUUGUGAGGUGCUUUUGCUUGUUGAAUAAUGGGCCAAACUAGAUGUGACGAGAUCUGUGAAUAGGAUCACAUUCUAAAUGGGUUGAUAUUAGCAUCUGUUGGAGGGUGGAGAUAACAUAUAGAUUCUUUAUGAGUACCUGUAUGUUUUGGCCCAUGGAACAAAUAGUAGCUCGGAGGGAUUUUCACAGGAAGAUGGCAUGAAGAAACCCACACUACCACAGUUCCAAACCAACCCCUAACCACAGUGUUUGCCAGUAACCCCUAAACAUUUAGAAGAUCCUACUCACAGAUCUCUCCUCUCCCAUCUAUUCUGGUCCUUAGCUGGAGCACAUACUUUACAACUUCACUGAAUGCCAUAGCAAAUAAAAUAAAUUGUUCUUAAAUUUGUUGUCUUCUUUCAUAUGUGGUGGUCCUGUGGGAAGGCAAAGGAUUUCUGGGAUAUGAUAUAUAAUGAGUUGAAGAAAAAUUUUAAAAUGACAUUUCCUAAGAAAGCAGAAUCCUUCCUGCUGGGAAUAACGCAAGGAGAGUUUUCCAGAAGGAAUUUAACAAUCUUUAUGUAUGCAACCACGGUGGCUAGAAUAGUAUAUGCGCAGAAAUGGAAGAACAAUGAAAUGCCCUCAAAAGAUUGGCUGAUAAAAACUUUGGAAUAUGCUGAGAUGGCAAAACUUACAGUACUGAUAAGGGAUGAAAACCUGGAAUGUUUUAAAGAAGAUUGGAAACCAUUCUUACUAUACUUAAAGAACUAUUUCUCUAAUAUUGAUUUUUCAGCAGGGCUUGAAAUUUAGUAAUAGCAGCAGGUUGAGUAGAGUAAAAUCGAGUUUGUAAGGUAUAGGAUAUAUGUUUUGAAUUACUAUAGCAAUGGUUGAAUUGUAUAAUUAGUGAUUCGCACAGAUUGGCAAGUGGGUAGUCAACAUUUGUUUAAAUGGAGAUUGUUAAGAUAUUGUAAAAACCAAUAAAAUUUUAAAAGCAAAAAAAA
Messenger RNA from Hemicordylus capensis (graceful crag lizard), 3736 nucleotides. It is a transcript of the gene PLG, whose product is annotated as plasminogen. The transcript has 19 exons. Lineage: Eukaryota; Metazoa; Chordata; Lepidosauria; Squamata; Cordylidae. The record is from RefSeq and is a predicted model, not a curated record. Gene Ontology annotation, biological process: proteolysis. Gene Ontology annotation, cellular component: extrinsic component of plasma membrane. Gene Ontology annotation, molecular function: signaling receptor binding; serine-type endopeptidase activity. Bases 84 to 2591 code for a protein of 835 amino acids.